This is a messenger RNA of Heteronotia binoei (common prickly gecko), 3328 nucleotides long. It is a transcript of the gene CHAF1A, whose product is annotated as chromatin assembly factor 1 subunit A. Bases 289 to 3060 code for a protein of 923 amino acids. The transcript is spliced from 15 exons. The record is from RefSeq and is a predicted model, not a curated record. Lineage: Eukaryota; Metazoa; Chordata; Lepidosauria; Squamata; Gekkonidae. Gene Ontology annotation, cellular component: CAF-1 complex; nucleus. Gene Ontology annotation, biological process: nucleosome assembly.
CGUCAGCGAGUGGCCUCGGUCCUGCCCAAUCAGGGCAGAGGAGCGCGAAGGUGGCUCAAACUCCCGCCAAAUACAAGCGCGAGCGGGGGAGGGGGCAGGGAGAGCCGUCACGGGGAGCAGGAGGGAAAAGCGGCCCGCCGGGGACGCGCGCGCACUCGCCUCUCUCCCCACCCCCCUCAGGCUCCCGGUUAUGUCAUUUGGGAGGUGAAAGGCCCGAGGGGGGCCCGGUGGCGGCUCUUCCCCGCGCGCGGUUUCCUCUCAGGCGGCGAAGGAGGACGAGUGGCCGCUAUGGAGUGUCGAGCUAAGUCAGCAACACCAGCCAGGAAACUCAUACAAGCUCGACUGCCUUUCAAGCGUUUGAAUCCUGUGCCGAAGGAGAAACUCGAUGCAGACUCUGGAGUCAAAAAAUCAAGGAACUCUCAAAAUGUUCUUGAUCAGAACAACGCUCAGUGUCCCAGUUCAUCUCAUCUGUCACCGGAUGAUGCAGAGAACAGUUGCCAGGUGGAAACCGAAACACAGUUUAUUCCAAAACUUGUUAAUGGGAAGGGUCCACUAGAUAGCUUUGUGCAGAAAAACAAUAUAAGUCUGUCUUUACCCUCAAUAGACUUGACAGAGGAUUCUAGCGAUGGACCAAGUGAUAAGGGAGAUCAUGGCACAUCAAAAGCAGAAGAUGUAUUGACAGAGAAAGCUAAAGAGGAGAUUGUAAGCAAACCCAGUUCACAAAAACCUGUUUGCAGUAGCCAAGUGGAUGUUCUGGCAGAAACUGAUUCUCUUUCCCCAGCUGCAGCACAUAAAAGUGAAUUAUCAGAUUUGUCGCUUGUGGAGACAGAAGUCAGUAGGGCCAAGAAAGGUGAACUCAAGAAUGUUCUGUUUCAGAGAAAAAUGCCAGUGGUUCUCUUGGAGGAUAUCAUGGCAGUCAGACCCCUCCAAGUUGCACCUUUGGAAAGAAGCCUGCCUUCCGGAAACGACACAAGUGGGUCUUGUCAUGUAGAGAACUCUACAUGCACAGAUUCCUCCUUCAGUUCUCUCUCUUCUACCAGCUCACCUGAGAGUCUGCCUGCCCAUGAGCAAACUAGAGAUCCCAGUCCAUUAGCCUCUUCAACGCCUGUCCAAAAGAUGAAUCAGAAAAGUCAGAGGAGUGCUGCAGAAAAGGAGAAGCUGAGACUGCAGAAAGAUCAAGAACGUGCAGAUAAACUUCAGAAGCUGCAGGCUGAGCGAGAAGAGAAGGGAAGGCUGAAAGAGGAGGCGAGAGCUGCCAAAGAACGCUCCCGGGAGGAGGCAAAGAGGAAAAAAGAAGAAGAGAAGGAACUGAAGGAGAAGGAGAGGAGGGAGAAAAAGGAAAAAGAUGAGCGAGAGAAGGCUGAAAAGUUACGAGCAAAAGAAGAAAAAAGGAAGGAGAGGCAGGAAGCACUGGAGGCAAAACUUGAAGAGAAAAGGAAGAAAGAGGAGGAGAAACGGUUGAAAGAGGAGGAGAAGCGCAUCAAAGCAGAGAAAGCGGAAAUCACUCGGUUCUUCCAAAAACCAAAGACCCCACCUGCUCCGAAGACUCUUGCUGGCUGGUGUGGGAAAUUUGCUCCUUUUGAAAUCAAGGAGAACAUGGUCCUUUCCCCGCUCUGCCGCGUGGCCUUUGACCAGGAUCUCAUGGAUCAGUUAGACUGCCUCCUGCAAGCUCAGAACUGCGAUGCUUCACUCUUGAAAGAACUGAAAGGCCGAGAGCCGGGCAAAUCUGGAGCUACACUUGUCCGCAGCAGCGCCACCAGUGUUGACGUCAACAGUGAUGUGGUCAUAGUGGGUAGCAGCCAAGUGGGAGAUGUCUCUGAAAGGAAGAAGUUUGGCCGGAUGAAACUUCUGCAGUUCUGCGAGAAUCACAGGCCUGCCUACUGGGGCACAUGGAACAAGAAAUCCUCUUUCAUAAAGCCAAGGAACCCUUGGUCGAAAGAUGCCACACUCCUGGACUAUGAAGUAGAGAGUGAUGAGGAGUGGGAGGAAGAGGAGCCAGGCGAGUCUCUCUCUCACAGCGAAGGGGAUGAUGAUGAGGAUGGAGGGGAGGAGGAAGAUGAAGAUGAUGGGUUCUUUGUGCCCCAUGGCUAUCUUUCAGAGGACGAAGGCGUGACUGAAGAAUGCGACCCCGAGAACCAGAAGGUUCGCCAAAAGCUGAAGGCCAAAGAAUGGGAUGAGCUGAUCGCCAAGGGGAUGCGGCUCCGAGUCCUGCAGCCUGUGAAGAUUGGGUGUGUCUGGGAAGGCCAGGAGAGCAGUAGCUGCUCAGAUCUGAAGCUCCUUCAUCAGUUCCAGGCUUCCAUCCUGGACACGAGCCUUGGCGACGAGGAGCAAGCAGAGAAGAGUGAUAAAAAGAAGACAAAAGACCAGCAAAUCUUGAGACAGCUGCUCCCACUGCUCCAUGGGAAUAUUAAUGGAAGCAGAGUGAUCAUCCAAGAAUUCCAGGAUUGCUGUCGCCUGGGGCUGCUGUCAGGCAGCAACGGUGCUGUCACCACUUCCAGCAGCACAGAGAACAGCCCUCUGAGCCCCAACACCUCCCGGGCCCAGACUCCUGUCCACGAGGGGGAUGGCAUCCCUUCCAAAGCCAGGCUGAAGCGGAUCAUCUCUGAAAACUCUGUGUACGAGAAGAGGCCCGAGCACCGGAUGUGUUGGUAUGUCCACCCAGAGGUCCUGAAGAGCUUCGGAAAGGAGGACCUGCCCGUCCCUAGUCAGUGGAACUACAUCACCCAGAUCCCUUCGGUGACCAGGGAGGAAGGGGGAAACUCGCCAGGAGUGGUGGCGACACAGAUCACUCCAGUCUCUGCAAAAAGGAAGCCGAUGGGAAGCAUGUCCAUCACCAAGUUCAUGAAGAGGCCUCGGGGCACCGGACAGGCUGAAACCAUGGAGAUGGAUGGAUUUCAGGCAGACACUGAGGAAGAAGAUGAGGACGAAUGCAUCCUUGUGGAUGCACAGCAGAGCGCAGAGCCUGCAUCGAAGGCCCCCGUCGUCACAGCAGAGAUGGAAGGGGAGACAGCGGAGGAUCCAACUCUGGAACAAGACACUGUCAACUUGACAUUCCACUAACUUUUCUGCUCUGUAUGUAUGUAGAAUCCUUUAGAAUAUUUUUAAAAACUCUUGUAUCUUUUUUUUUUGUACAAGAUACUUGAACAUACUCUGUAUUCCUUGUAAAGAGAAGACAGCACUUUGUACUGCUUCAGAUCAGUGGAAGCUCAAGAUGUAUUUUUAGAUGCUUAGCUCUUUGGGGUUUUUUUUUUAGUUAAGUACUACACAUAAUCUCUUUAAUAAAAGCAUUAUUGAACUUUUGGAUGGGAGGGCCCCAUACAAAAGCUAA